Dentiscutata heterogama is the source of this 312-nucleotide messenger RNA. The record is from the annotation of a GenBank genome assembly. NCBI's taxonomy places the organism in Eukaryota, Fungi, Glomeromycota, Glomeromycetes, Diversisporales, Gigasporaceae.
UCAACACAGGAUGAUGAAUUAGACCCUACAUCUACAGAUGAAUUUUCGAUAAAAGAACAGAUACCUCUUCUUCUACUUUUUCGAGUGUGUUAUUCUAUUUCUAUUCUUUACCUUGCAAUUGACUGGUGGUCUCAAGCAUGCGUUGAGCUAUAUAUGAUUUUGGUUGCGAUACCAUUUACCCCAAUCACACAAGAACAUUUUGAAAAAGAUGAUUGGCUUGUGGAUAGAAAAAAGAGGGCGAGCAUCACGUGCAGUGAGGAAUGUAAACGUGAAGGUUUUAAAUGGAUAGAAACUACACAAGAAUAUUUGAUG